Purpureocillium takamizusanense is the source of this 5000-nucleotide messenger RNA. RefSeq names its product histone methyltransferase set1, variant 2 (gene SET1). Gene Ontology annotation, cellular component: Set1C/COMPASS complex. The record is from RefSeq and is a predicted model, not a curated record. NCBI's taxonomy places the organism in Eukaryota, Fungi, Ascomycota, Sordariomycetes, Hypocreales, Ophiocordycipitaceae. The transcript has 2 exons. Bases 1126 to 4230 code for a protein of 1034 amino acids. Gene Ontology annotation, molecular function: protein binding; histone H3K4 methyltransferase activity.
CCUUUCCCUCCCCUCUCACUUCUCACUCACCCGCCAUCACCCCUCGCUUCGAGGGCCGCGCCACACACGAAGCCCGCGGUCGCCAUCGCCUCGCACGCAGCCUGGCAGCGCGUCUUUGACCCUCGCCUGCCGCGAUUGCCGCCGCCGCACGUACGUGAAUGACGCCCGACGCUGCUGCUGCUGCGCCGCCGCCGCCCACCCACUUCAAUUUCUCCCGUCCCGGUCGCGUGCGCUCUACCUGAGCGCGUUUCACCGCGGCCAGGCACAUCCGCAAACCGCCGCCUGCCCUUCGCGAGCGCAGCGACGCCACGAGUCUGCAUGGUCACAGCGACGGCCUACGGCGCGAGAUAUCAUGAGCCCGGCGCGGUGCACACGAUAGCAAGAGCGCCUCAUCGACACGAUGACUCGCACCCCGCCGGCCGUGAGUUUCGCUCAAUUCUUCCCUAACGCUGCCAAAGUCAGGGCCGAAGCCGACCGCCCUGGGCGCGGCCCCUCGGCCGCCGCUCCGUCGUCGUCGUGUGAGCCUCCUGCCGCGCUCAGCGCCGACGCGCCGACUGGCAUCGCGCGAGCCUCUCACGCCGCGUCCUCCUUGCCUGACGCACCACACACCCACGGCGACGACAUCGCCAACGACUCACCUACCGCCGAGAUACCAAGCACCGGCGGAUCCUCCACAUCCCACGCCAGCUCUGCUUCAUCCAUAUUUAGCGCCUCACUGAAGCCCCUCGCAAAUUCGCCUGCCUCUCACCUCGCUGCGAGCUUGCACAGGGAUUCGCUCUCACACUCCCCAGCCCCGCCACAAAAAUCAGACAUGCCCGUAUCCGCGUCCAUCGAGCGACCGGGGCAGGCCCAUCGCGAUGAUCGAUCCAUGCGCGGCGCUGAGUCCUCCCGUCAGACCGGCCCCCCGUCCGACGGGCGCAUACCUGCUCGAGACCCCCAACCAUCAGUCAAAGGCAUCAAGUGCACAUAUGACCCGAUCCUCGAUCGAGUACGCAACAAAAGCGUUAGCAAAAACGCCAAGCCGACUUACAAAGAAUUCGGAUUGGUACGUCCAUCUAUACAUACCCCCGGCAUGAAGGGGGGGCGUCACUGGCUGGGUCCCUGGAAUCUCACUCACAGCUAACGAUGUGGCAGGAUGAUGACGCCCCCCCUUCAGAUCCGCGGCUGGCCAAGGCUGGCGACCGGCUGGGUUACAUCAACACCGACUAUUACCUGCCCAAAGCACGCUUGCGCCAUGCCCCGGAGAAUCUCAGGCCGUAUCCCUACGACCCAAAGACGUCCAUCGGGCCGGGACCGCCUACGCAAAUUGUCGUUACCCGCUACAAUCCUCUUGUUCCGUUUACCAAGGUGACAACCGUUUUUGCCACGUUUGGUGACAUUGCCGAGAGCAGCAACAAGAUGCACCCUGAUACAGGCAGCUACCUGGGGUUUGCGACGAUCCGCUACCGAGACGGCAAACGACCGGGUCGGCCUCCCGUCACUGCCAUCGAUGCCGCUCGCCGUGCUGUUCGCGCGCGAGGGAUCAAGAUCGAUGCCGACAUCGUCAAGGUGGACUACGAUCCGGAAGGUCGCAAGAGCCGACGCAUGCUCGAGGAACACCUCAAGCGCGAGAGGGACAAGUUCAACCGAGAAAGGCCUCCGCAACAAGCCUCGUCCACUCCCAAGCCGCCACCCACGGGUCCAAAAACGUCGUCGGCCACUGCGCCCGCGCCUGCCUUUGUGCGGCCUCCUCCGACUGCGCCAAAGGGCCCUUCCGCGCAAAGGCAACCGCCGGCGUCUCAACAGCAGCCCACUAUCGCGGUGACGCCUCGGGGUGUCGAGCUGCACAGUAUUGCUCCCCAGGUCGCCGACCAACCUUAUAUCUUUGUCACCGCGGAGAGCGUCCCCGUCCUGCCAAGCAUCAUUCCUCACAUGAAGAAAAGGCUCAAGAAUUACGCGUUUGAGGAUAUACGGCUGGACAGGACUGGAUUCUACAUCGUCUUUCGCAACUCCUUCACGGGCAAGUCGGAGGCCGAACGAUGCUUCCGGGGUGCUAAUCACACUGAGUUUUUUACUUACGACAUGGCAAUGCAGCUUUGCUUGCCACGCCCGUCUGCUCGCUCUAUCGACCACUUGCAAAACCGAAGCCCGAGCCCUGACAGGAGUCAGCGGCCCGCAUAUCGACGACGAGACGACGAAGCGGCCAGACGGCGCCGAGAAGAGGAGGCCGACCUGGAAGAGGAAAAGAAGCAACGAGCCAAAAACUUCGAUCCUGUUAAUGAGGCUGUUGAGGUCGUGCGCAGGGAAAUGAUGGAGCAUCUCAUCCGCCACAUUCGCACACAAGUGGCAGCGCCUUGCUUGGCUGACUAUCUAGAUCCAGCCAACCACAUUGCUAAGAGAAGGAAGCUCAACCUUGAUCAGCCUGAAGAUGAAGAGGAGCUGGCUUUUGACGACGGCAACGCUAGUCCAAGAGUUGGGACACCUAAUUCCCGGACGGAUCCCAUCGAACGUCGCACAGGCGCCUUCGAAGCAAAACUGCUGCCCAGGAUCCGCAAGAACAAGAGCAAAGGGCAGGCCCACCGCAGCACAUUCGUUGAUCCCUUUUCAAGAAGUCGACCCUCUGUGGCCCGCGCUGCAUUUAGGUCUUUGCACCAUCGCCUCAAGAGCCUUGACAGCGACUUUGAAUCCGAUGACGAAACGGAUGCCGGAGCUUUGGUUGCCCGGGAUACCGAGGAACCCGAGUCGCGGCCUCGCAGUCGUAUGAGCACAGAUGAUGAGGCUUCCAAGGAUGACUUGGGGUCUUGGGGUCGACAGGAGGAUGACUCCAUGACGGAAGCCAGCCUAGCCGUUGCUGACGGCACGUUGUCGAAGAAGCGCAAGCUGGAAGACACCAUGGACACAGCCUUUAAGCGCCAAAUGAAGUCCGACGAGGAGCUUUUUGGUGUCAAGAUUGGUCGUCUUGAGACAGAAAUCAAUGGGCGAGCGACCUCGGAGGACGCAGGGUUCGACCUCGACAGCAGUGUAUCCCGCUCGGAGACGCCCGCUUCUCAGACCGCAAGGGGUCUGAAGAAGAAGCCUACCAAGCAGAAGAAGAAGACAAAGAAGCAGCUAUUCGAGGAGCGUGAAGCCUUGAAACGACAGCAGGACGUUGAGUCCCAGGCCGACGAAGACGAGGCGCCCACAUUACAAUCAAAGUUUGAGGGACAAGACCCCCCCGCGCCAGUCCCAGAGGCCAAGGUGGAAAAGCAUGACGACAGGUUCUUCUCCAUAGAAGCCCUGAUCCCAGCAUUGACGCUCCCCGAUGGCUUCAAACCUGAUAUCUCCUCGCUGCAGAGCCUGGCGCUAGGACUGAAAGAUCUGCCGGAUCUUGCAAGACUUCAGAGGAAAUUCGCGACGGCCGAUAUCGGUAACGCGGAACUGUGGCUCUGGAAACGCAACCGCAUCAGGGAGCUCAAUUCGUCCGACGGCUCAGUGGACCGACCAGUCUCUAUCGAGGGCUACUACGUGCCCAAUUCGACAGGUUGUGCUCGUACUGAGGGUGUGAAGAAGAUUCUUAAUUCCGAGAAAUCAAAGUAUCUUCCACACCACAUCAAGGUGCAGAAGGCUCGAGAGGAGCGCGAGGCCCGGUUCAAGAAGACGGGCAAGGACGCGAGCACGGCCGAGGCCGCCAGAUUGGCCGCGGAGAAGCUCAUUGCCAAGGGCAACUCUCGGGCUAACCGUGCCAGCAACCGACGAUACGUCGCGGAUCUAAACGAUCAGAAAAAGACUCUGGGUCAGGACUCGGACGUGUUCAAGUUCAACCAGCUUAAGAAGCGGAAGAAGCCCGUCAAGUUUGCCCGGUCUGCCAUCCAUAAUUGGGGUCUCUACGCCAUGGAGAAUAUCGCCAAAGACGACAUGAUUAUCGAGUAUGUUGGCGAGGAGGUGCGACAGCAGAUAUCAGAAAUCCGAGAGAAGCGCUAUCUUAAGAGUGGCAUUGGGAGCAGCUAUCUGUUCCGCAUCGACGACGACACGGUCGUUGACGCCACCAAGAAGGGGGGCAUUGCGCGAUUCAUCAACCACAGCUGCAUGCCGAAUUGCACGGCCAAGAUCAUCAAGGUCGAGGGCAGCAAGCGAAUCGUCAUCUAUGCCCUCCGUGAUAUCGCCUUGAAUGAGGAGUUGACCUACGACUACAAGUUUGAGCGAGAGAUUGGGAGCUUGGACCGCAUUCCCUGUCUCUGCGGCACCCCGGCCUGCAAGGGCUUUCUCAACUAAUAUUGCAUCUUUUCAGCGGUGACCCUGAUGGUGACAACGUCGGCUGCCCCUCCUCGGCGGCAUCGAAAUUUCGCAUAUGGUGCCUCGAGUAAUUGGACGUUGACGUGGCUUGCUUGCUUGCACCUUGCGAAGGAUCCCGUUCAGCGCAGAGCCACCUCGGACUGCCCCGUUGCUUCCAUCCCAUUGUAACCAUAAGUCGAGCGCAAGACGCGAUUUUGCAGGCGCACUGGUGUUUUAUGUUGCAGGAGGGAGGGGGAAGGAGGAGACUUUCGGGAGCGGCAAAAGCACCUAAAAGCGGAUUUGUCUCGGGUCUCUUUUUGCGGCGUUGAGGGAAGGGGCGCGGGUUGUUACCGGAGCAUGGGGGCUCGCAUGGACCCGAGCUCUCCCGGGCAUUGGGGAGUGGCAAUAGGCUUAUUUUCCACCCCCCUCCCCUUCUUAUGAUUUGGGCUUUGGUCUGAAAGCGGCAAUCAUCCCAUCUGGUGGAGCGGGGAGAGCAGCCAGGGAGCCGCCACUUUUACUCUUUCUUUUCUUACGCGGCGUUGCGGUUGUCUUGUACACAAGUAUACACGCCCAGCGCAAACAGCAAGGGUGUUUUGUCGCUCGUGGGCAGGGAGGACACUCGGUGGUGAAUGAUGAAUAGAGACGGAAACGAGGCCAGUCAGCAGAUACUAUGUUGUUAUCUCUGACGUGAAGUGACGGUUUUGAAUGUAUACUACCCCCACUAAUGCUGCUGCUGCGGCUUGGUCCAAAGGCUCCAAAAUAUAUAUUCC